GUAGCUGUGGUGCUUGUCGGUUACUGAAGUUUUACGCUACCGUAUAGCGGUCUGCUUGAUUACUUAUCGACGCGAAAUCACGGUGAAAUUUUUCAAAGGAACAUGGCAACCCCCGAAAAUAUUCUCUUUGCAAAGCUCGAGGCCCUAAAGGAUGUCAGAUCGAAAACCAUUCAGUUGGAUAAAAUUAAACAGAGGAUUUUCCAAGAGGUUGAAUUGACGGAGCAAGAGGAAAAGUGUCUCAUGGAGUACAAACAAGAGAUGGAUCUCUUGAUGCAAGAAAAAAUGGCUCACGUUGAAGAACUUAGACAAAUUCAUGCUGAUAUCAAUGCUAUGGAAUCUGUGAUAAAGCAUGCCGAGGAAGCCAGAAACAGAGCUAGGGAUGCUGCGAAAAUAAUCCACAACAAUGACUAUCAACCUUUGAAACACGAUAUUGAUCGACUGAGAAGGGACUACUUGGGUCUCGAAAGACUGCCAGAACUCUACGAAAUAGAUUCAGAUAUCACUCCAGAGUACUAUUUUGAACGACCAGUACAAAAGAACGAGUGGCGAGUAGAUGUCAGAGGAGAGGAUUUACUCGCUCCUUUAAAUAUGCACUCUCAUGGUGGACAUCCUGCCACUAACGCCUUUUUAGCACCUCAGCCCUUACAAGGACCCAGUAAAGCCGAACCCAGACCACUUCCUCCGGCACCUGGACCACCUGCCCCAACAUUCAGACAACAACCACCACCAAUGAAAUCAUGUCUCUCUUGUCAUCAGCAAAUCCACAGAAAUGCACCCAUUUGUCCACUGUGUAAGGCAAAGUCUAGAUCUCGUAAUCCAAAAAAACCAAAAAAGAAAGACUAAGUCUAGACUAUUAAUUUAUUAACAUCGUACAUCCAAGCAUAUAAGUAUUAAAACUACUUUUUACUAAAUAAGAGACUGUAUUUUAAAUUAAGCGUUUGACAAAUUAGUAAUUAAUAUUUUACUACUUAUUUUACUAGUACUAUAAGAUCGCUAAACCUUUCUUGAACUGACUGACGUAUAUAGGAAAGUUCCAAAGCGAAAAAACUGUUUUGGCCCACCUCAACUUAAAGUAAUGAUCUUACCUCCACUACCUGGGGGAAAUAGCAUCUUCUAAAAGUCAAAAUAAAUAAAAAAUUAGUGAACACAUAACAAGUGACUGUAAAAAAUGCACGGAUCGCACUCGGGCUACAAUACAAAUGUGAUCAGGGUCAUUAUUUACUUCACCGCCCAAGCGCGUGCCGUACUAUUUUAUAAGCGGAACACAGAAACCGUUGUGUUGUGACAAGAUCUUUUGCGUCCUGUAACCUUCCUGCAGUAAUUUUUUCAAAAGCUAUCAUUUGAGUUAGUGGAACUGUACAAAAAGAUGGUAACGCAUUUACUUGGUUAGGUAUAGGAUAUAACAGUACACAAAUAAUUAAUAACACUCCUUCCGAUAAGUAGACAAAAACUAUUUGUCUUUAUUUGCUGGCAAAUUGUAAUCAAACCAGCUGUAUUUUAAUAGAAAAAAUUAAUCGAGAUUAAAAACAUGUUGCUAUGGAUUUGAGUCCGUUUUUGCUAUUGGUUUAUAUAGUACCGAUUUUAUUAGGUUAAAGUAAAAGCUGAAUUCAUAGAAGUAAGUCAUUUUUUUUUUUAUAGUAAUGUUCAAACAAUACUCGGUUUAUGAAUAUGGAAUAUAAGUAUGUAUGUAUGCUCAACGAUCUCUGUUAAUUGUU
Copidosoma floridanum is the source of this 1715-nucleotide messenger RNA. Its product is annotated as zinc finger C4H2 domain-containing protein. Lineage: Eukaryota; Metazoa; Arthropoda; Insecta; Hymenoptera; Encyrtidae. The record is from RefSeq and is a predicted model, not a curated record. Gene Ontology annotation, cellular component: nucleus. Gene Ontology annotation, biological process: positive regulation of neuron differentiation.